UCCCCUUUAUUUUGUACAAACACUUUUAAUGAGUUUCCAAAUUAAUCCUGUUCUCUGGAUUCUUUGGAUUAGGCACAAAAACUUGCUGUUUUGCUGUGUUUCUGGGAUGCGGCCUGGAUCUUUAAGGACCCCAAACUGUCAAAGUUGAAUGAAGUUAGGGGGCCACUGGGGCGAUGAAGUAGUGGUGUUUCCGUGGAAACAAAUCCACAUAGUCACAUGGCUUCACACUAAUGAAUAUUCUCACCACCUCUUUCCAGACCGAGCAAUUUGUUGGUCACUUUUGGCCUAUGCCAUCGGCAGCAUGAGCCUAACGGGGAUCGAUCUGUCUCUUAACGGGACGACCUUAUUGAAACCAAAUGACACAGAAACACAAGCCGCUCUCUAUGAGGUCAAGGUGUUCAACAUCACCCUUUCAUCAAUAGCUCUGUGCGUCCUGACAGUGACAGGAAUCAUCAGCUGUAUCUCGUACCGAAGACACAGAAGGAAGUGUAAACGGGCGCGUGUCUAUGAGAGCGCCAUUGCCACUGAGGUUCCUGAAGAGCCAGUGGGUGUUAUGUGUGUGAGGAAAACCCAUAGCUUCCGUAACCCGCUCGCCCUGUUCAGAAGACAGGAGGGGCCGAAGGACAACUCACGCAUCCACUACAUCUACACCAACCCUCUGCCUGUGGGACACGAGGAGGACAGGAUCCCCCCUCACACCGUGUCCAUACACACUCCACUCACGCUGAAGGACUACGCCAACGACCCCAGCAGCGGCAUCAUCCUGGCCCCGCCCAUUUUUUACAUGCAGCUGUAGAAAAUU
This is a messenger RNA of Onychostoma macrolepis, 802 nucleotides long. RefSeq lists its product as uncharacterized. Lineage: Eukaryota; Metazoa; Chordata; Actinopteri; Cypriniformes; Cyprinidae. Bases 149 to 796 code for a protein of 215 amino acids. The record is from RefSeq and is a predicted model, not a curated record. The transcript has 3 exons.